AGGCGACCCACAUGCUGCUCUACCUGAACAAGGCGACGUGGGCCGGCGAGGGCGCCGAGGCGCUCGCAGAGCAGGUGCGCGCCGCGCGCGAGGCCAGGCUGCCGAUCGUCAUGGCGCACGAGAAUGAUGCCGUCCGCGGCGGCUGCAUCUUUGCCCACUUUUUCGAGGUGACGCCGCGCGACCUGAUCGCCGAUGGGCUGUACCAUGACCUCGCCGUCGGCUGCCACGCUGGCCCGCACCGGCAGGUGUCGAUAGCCCUCCUCGCACAGGCGCUCGGCGCGACCAAGCAGACGGCUCAGUCGCGCGUUCGCCGCGUCACCGCCCUCGCUCGAACGACGCAGCCCCGCGGCUCCUCUUCAAAGACGGAGCCGUCGAGUGGCGAGGACCUUGCCUAAGCCUGCGAAGAGUCGGCAGCGCCGCAUGCCCAGAUGAGCCAGAUCGUCUGACCACCACCAUUUCGCACCACCACCUCCACGCAUGUUCACUAGCUAGCACUGGAAGCGUUUGGCCAGACAAGCUGUGCCUGCGCGCCUGCGGCGCAAGCGUUUUGUCCCCUCCCCUUCUCCCUGCAUGUCUGCGCCUGCUGCUGGCGAACCCCGAGAGGCGUGGGAGUGCCUCGCCAGGCCUGCUGUAGAUUUUGUGCUCCCCGUUCUCCCUGCCUGUCUGCGCCUGCGGUACGUUUUGUGCUCCCCGUUCUCCCUGCCUGUCUGCGCCUGCGGCGCGAGUUUUGUGUUUUGUCCUCUUAAUUCUCCCUGUCUGUCUGCGGAGACUGCGCCUGGGCGCUACGGUACGUGUGUUGUGUGACUGUAGGUGCUCACCGCACCCCCGUUCUCCACGCGUGCCUCUGUCUG
Emiliania huxleyi CCMP1516 is the source of this 851-nucleotide messenger RNA. RefSeq lists its product as hypothetical. The transcript has a single exon. The coding region runs from base 12 to 395 and encodes 127 amino acids. NCBI's taxonomy places the organism in Eukaryota, Haptophyta, Isochrysidales, Noelaerhabdaceae. The record is from RefSeq and is a predicted model, not a curated record.